Coffea eugenioides is the source of this 1948-nucleotide messenger RNA. RefSeq names its product phosphatidate cytidylyltransferase 4, chloroplastic-like. Bases 194 to 1564 code for a protein of 456 amino acids. The record is from RefSeq and is a predicted model, not a curated record. Gene Ontology annotation, molecular function: transferase activity, transferring phosphorus-containing groups. Gene Ontology annotation, cellular component: membrane. Lineage: Eukaryota; Viridiplantae; Streptophyta; Magnoliopsida; Gentianales; Rubiaceae. The transcript is spliced from 7 exons.
UUUCGUCCAGAACUUGAACAAAAAAGGAAGGUCGUGAAAAACAAAAAACACAUGCGGCCGCUAUCAUAAUCCUAAAAUUACAAAAUUGUUCCAUAUUCUUCGUCUUUUCUCUCCCUUCACAAAACAAUGGCGACAGAGUAUAAUUACACUUGAGUCGUUGCUCUUCCCCUAAAUUUACUAGCCAGGAAAAAAAAUGGCUGCCUUUUCUGCUUCUGCUUCUGCUUCUAUUUCUUGCUCUACUUCAUCUUCAUAUCCUUCCUGCGUCGACGUUUUUGAUAGAUGCAGCUUGAUUCCGCUCUUUCUCACUUCAGUUCGCGGGUCCCACUCCGUUCAUCAUCAUCGUAGUGCCAUUAAUUCCUCUUUUUUUUAUUCUGCUUCUUCUUCUUCUUCGGUGAGAAGUAGUCUAAGAUUAACCCGACCGACGACCCGGUUGUCAGAUUUGAGAAUAAGUCUGGUUUUUGAUGGACAACCCGCGAGGCAUACAAUUGCUCGACCCAAGUCCCGGAUUCCUGGGUGCAUUUCUGGAAAGUGCUUUCGACGGAUUAUCACUGCCGUUGCGAGAGCUGAGCCUGACCGAAUUGAUGACUCUGCCCAAAUUAAAGAUGAAGCUAACAAAGGCAAUGAUCUACCAGUGAAUGAAGAUUCAGUCACAGAGAGUCAAAGGAAAGCAAGCCAACUGAAGAAAAGGAUUUUCUUUGGACUUGGCAUUGGCUUAUCCGCUGGAGGUAUAGUUUUGGCCGGAGGAUGGAUCUUUACUGGGGCUCUUGCAGCUGCUGUUUUUGUUGGUUCCAGGGAGUUCUUUGAGCUUGUACGAAGCCUUGGAAUUGCUGCUGGGAUGACCCCACCUCCUCGAUAUGUAUCACGAGCUUGCUCUAUUAUUUAUGCUCUCAUGCCUUUAUUCACACUAUACUUUGGGCACAUUGAUGUUUCUGUGGCUUCUGCAGCUUUUGUUGUUGCAAUUGCAUUGCUUCUGCAAAGGGGAAGUCCUCGUUUUGCUCAACUCAGCAGCGCAAUGUUUGGCCUGUUUUAUUGUGGUUAUCUUCCUUGUUUCUGGGUUAAGCUGAGAUGUGGUUUGGCAGUGCCAGCCCUGAAUACAAAAGUGGCAGCUGCCUGGCCGGCAUUGCUUGGUGGGCAAACACAGUGGACGGUUGGUCUCGUGGCAACCUUGAUUUCAAUCAGCAGUAUUAUUGCUGCAGAUACAUAUGCUUUUGUUGGUGGAAAGGCCUUUGGUCGGACACCACUAACCAAUAUUAGCCCAAAAAAGACGUGGGAGGGAGCUCUUACUGGCUUAGGCGGUUGUAUAGUUACUGCUGUACUGCUGUCGAAGAUUCUAAGUUGGCCUGGAUCUGUGCUAAGUGCUGUGGCAUUUGGGUUUUUGAACUUCAUCGGAUCCCUUUUGGGUGACCUUGUUGAGUCAGUAAUCAAGCGUGAUGCAGGUGUCAAGGAUUCAGGAUCUCUUAUACCUGGGCAUGGUGGAAUACUAGAUAGGGUGGACAGCUAUGUAUUUACCGGUGCACUGGCCUAUUCCUUUGUCAAAACCUUCCUCCCACUUUAUGGAGUUUGAUAAAACAUUUUGGCUGCUCAACAGAGAGCAAGCAGAAAUGUUAUGACACCUCUAUUGGCAUACCCAGAAGCAAAUUUUGGAUCCUUGAGCUCGCCAACAGAAUUGCAAAAAAAGUGGAGAACACAUCCUCAAUUCAGCCAAUUUGUUAUAACAAGCUGGCGUCUGGUUGGGAAAGAGAUUUCGUGCUCCAAUGCUUGAGAUGCAUUGCAGUUUUAGCGUCUUUGUAUACUUUUGACAUGUUCUUCAUGGCUAACAUGUUUUUGGCUAGACAUCUGGUAAAUCCAGAUGGAACUCAUGUUUGAAUGGCGAUUUUGCAUGCUGAGGCCAACGAUUUGUGAUAUAUAAUUGUAAAUUUGUUUUUAAAGCAUGACAAUUUUCUAAUAA